Molecule: messenger RNA, 10454 nt
Organism: Spea bombifrons (plains spadefoot toad)
Lineage: Eukaryota; Metazoa; Chordata; Amphibia; Anura; Pelobatidae
Gene: ASPM
Product: assembly factor for spindle microtubules
Exons: 31
Coding region: 102-10163 (3353 amino acids)
Biological process (GO): spindle organization; mitotic cell cycle; establishment of meiotic spindle localization
Cellular component (GO): spindle pole
Molecular function (GO): protein binding
Source: RefSeq, a predicted model, not a curated record
CCCCCGGUUCUCUAUAGCGGUAGCGAAACUCAGUGCAGAUCCUGGUAUACAGGGACGUGUGAGAGCUUUGACCGGCGGCCAGGGGCUUAGGAGGCCGGGACAUGCUAAGCAUCUCUCCCCCGGUGGCGAUGGGCAAAAGCCCCGCCGAGGACACCCCUAUGCUCAGUCUCACACACUUUUCCCGUCCUCCGUUUCUGAGCUUCGGAUGUGUCCGAGUCGGUUCGGGCCGGAGCUGUCAGCUACUAGUGCACAACCCAAACCAGGAGCCGGCCUACGUCGUUGUGAAUAAGCUGCCCGAGCAUCGCGGAUUCAGCGUGUCGGAGACCGAGCUCUCGAUACAGCCAUCGGAAAGCAUCACGCUGACCAUAACAUGGACCCCUCUAGAAGAAGGUGGUGUGCGCGAACUAGUUACGUUCAUUGUGAAUGACGUUGUGAAGCACCAGGCUGUGCUGCUGGGGCGAGCUGAACUACCUACUAAGAAAAAAGGAAACCUUCGGAACGCAACGAAAAAGAAAAGCGUUCCCGCGGCACAAAAAGUUCUUGGACCAAGAAAGAAAGAUCUUGGCAUCCAUAAACCAACUUCGAUGGGUCAAAAAAAUGUCUACGGAAAGCCAGAGAGGGCACGGAGCCCUUUGUAUUCUUGUGAGAACCUUCCUUUAAAUAGUGCCUCUCCGUUACGGGACAAACCACAAAGCAGAGAAAACAGAAUGCAGAGUCUCAAUAUAAGUCCGCUUGCUCAAGAUUUCACUCCAGGCUCAUUAAGAAGAUCAAAAACCUAUUCUGUGUUGUGUUCUACAGAGUAUGAGACUUUGGAAGAAGUAACCACAACGUCUAGGAUUCAAACGGAUAUUCGUGUUGAUGAAGAAUGGACUUUCAGCUACCAAGGGCCAAGAAAAAGUUCCGUGUCUCCUAUAACUUCUCAGAUUGGCCAACCGCUCAAUGUUACAUGCACUCCAACCAUUGUAAGGUUGUCUCCAUCAUACUCUGGCCUUUCACCCACUGAAUUCUAUAACCACGAGCAUGUUGAAACUGGUGUUCUAAAACAGUCUCAUCAUCUUGAAGUUACAGAUUCCUUUAAAGAUCCAUCACAAGAGGAUGUUACAGUUACCAGUUGUAGUACGCGUUCUCCAACAACCUUGUAUUUCACACCUCAAAAAAACAUUCUAAGUCCAGAUUCCUUUGUCAAUAAUAGUCACGUUCCUGAUGACCCUUGUGAUGAUCCUUCAAUUCCAAUUCUUUCGCCAGAUCAGUUUGUCAGAGAAAAUUGUGUUACUUUGGUGUCUGAAUCAUCACUAGAGUCAGUACUGACUAAUUCAUGGCAACAAACAAGUGUAGCCUCUUCCAAAGACUCUGUGUCAUCUGUUGCCCAGAAGCAAGUGAAGACGUGGCAGGUGGUAAGCAGACAUGUGGACCUUGACUUUUCCAGCCAUGUUCUGAAGGAACCAGAACUGAUAAGUUCCAGGUUGACCUAUUGUGUAAAAAAGAAGCAAAAAGGUCUCAUUCCAGUGGAUGAAACCUGUAACAACGAGCCAAAAAAGCCACCUGUUCUCUCUGCGACUGUUGUAAAGGCUAAAGCUAAUGAUUGCAAGGACAACUCUAGUAGACCCAAACUUAAGUCCCGUAGGCGUCUUGAAAACAUAGAAUUGGAAAAUGAGAAAAAGACUCCUCCUUGUAUUUUUCAAGAUUUGCCUGUUAUAACUAUUUCCAACCCCCCUGAGAAAACAGAACCCGCUAAAGAGUUUGCUGUCAAGACUAUUUCUGGUCGAAAAAGGAAAAGUGAGGACUUUACUAGAACGUUUGAUGUGAAGGGAUAUUCCACAGAGUCUACUCUAAAUACAUGUACGCCAGUCAAGAAAUCGCAUGUGUCUAAACUUGGCAUGCAACAGGCUGGCAAGCAAGGGAAUGCAAGCCAAAGGAAGAGAGCGGUGACUUUGGCCGUGAAAUCUUCUGCGAAAGUUCAGGAAUCUCUGAAACCUAAAGCCGCUUUGGUAAAAACAGCUAAGACGGAAUUUGCGGGACCACCUACUCUGCCGCAUGCCACAACAUUCAAAAAGUCCAAGCUUGUCGUAGGAGUGGCUCAGUCUCGAUUAAACUUCAUAAAGCCAUCAAAAACAGUUAUUCCGCGGCACCCGAUGCCUUUCGCUGCCAAGAACAUGUUUUACGACGAGCGCUGGAUGGCUAAGCAGGAACGAGGUUUUACCUGGUGGCUGAAUUUCAUACUCACCCCUGAUGACUUUGCCAUGAAUACAAAUUCUGUGAAAGUAAAUGCAGCAGCCUUGAUUCUGGGUGAAGAGAAUAUUCACAAGGCUAGCGUACCAAAAGCUCCUACCAAGGAGGAGGUCUCCCUCAAGGCCUACACAGCCCGUUGCAGGUUAAAUAGGCUUAGGAGGACUGCCUGUCGUCUCUUUACGUCGGAGCCCAUCGUUAGAGCCGUUCGAAGGCUGGAAGUGGAGAUUGAAGCUCGUCGGCUGCUUGUUAGAAAGGACAGACAUUUAUGGAAAGAUAUCGGUGAACGGCAGAAGAUUUUGAACUGGCUUUUGUCCUACACUCCCCUGUGGCUUCGCGUAGGCCUGGAGACCACUUUUGGAGAACUGAUUUCUUUGGAAAGUAACAGUGACAUCACCGGCCUGGCCGUCUUUAUCUUGAAUCGCUUGCUUUGGAAUCCAGAUAUCGCAGCGGAGUACAGGCACCCUUCUGUGCCACAUCUAUAUCGUGAUGGUCAUGAGGAAGCUCUAUCAAAAUUCACACUGAAGAAGUUGUUGCUUUUGGUUUUCUUCCUUGAUCACGCCAAACAGUCGAGGCUCAUUGAUCACGAUCCAUGCUUGUUCUGGAAAGAUGCUGAAUUUAAGGCGAGCAAGGACCUUUUGCUGGCGUUCUCUCGAGAUUUUCUGAGCGGGGAAGGUGAUCUCUCUCGUCACCUCAGUUAUUUAGGUUUACCAGUCAGCCACGUCCAAACACCCCUGGAUGAGUUUGACUUUGCCGUCACUAACCUUGCUGUGGACUUGCAAUGCGGCAUUAGGCUUGUGCGUACAAUGGAACUUCUCACCCAAAACUGGAGUUUAUCUAAAAAGCUGAGGGUUCCUGCGAUUAGCCGCCUGCAGAAGAUGCACAAUGUGGAAGUGGCGUUACACGUUCUGACUGAGAAGGGCAUUGAGAUCAAAGAUGAACGGGGAGUUGCCAUCACCUCCAAAGACAUUGUGGACAGGCACCGCGAGCGUACUCUGGCUCUGCUCUGGAGCAUAGUCUUUACUUUUCAGGUGGAUGUUCUCCUCAGUGUCGAGAUUUUGAAGGAAGAAAUAAGGUUUCUGAAGCGAAGCUACAAUACCCAGAAGAUGCUGGCAGCUCUGCGGUCUUUCACGACGCCAGGGACUGUUAAUAAGAGAGAGAGCGACUCUUUCGUGAAUGAAAACUACAGCGAGCGAGUGCUGCUUCUCAUGGAGUGGGUUAAUGCCACGUGUGCCUUUUACAACGCUAAAGUUGAAAACUUUACAGUGUCCUUUUCGGACGGCCGGGUGUUCUGUUACUUGAUUAACCAUUACCACACCAGCUAUCUGCCGUUAAAUGCCAUAUGCCAGAGAACCACUCAAACCGUGGAGUGUACGGAAACCGGAACAGUGGGGCUUAACUCCUCUUCAGAUUCAGACUCAAUGGAUGGGUGGCCGGGGAUGACGGACCAAGGUAUCACCACUUCAGCUCUAUACAAAGAACUGCUGGAGAAUGAAAGAACCAACUAUAGCCUCAUUCAUUCUGCUGUCUCCAAACUGGGAGGGAUUCCUGCUAUGAUCCAUCACUCCGAUAUGUCCAAUACAAUCCCGGAUGAGAAGGUUGUCAUCGCGUUCCUUUCUUUCCUCUGUGCCCGGCUCUUGGACUUGCGUAAGGAAACGAGAGCAGCCAGAGUAAUUCAGACUGCAUGGAGAAAAUACAAACUGAAAAUAGAAGAGCUGCAUCUAGAGAGGAAACACAAGGCGGCUCGUGUGAUCACGAGAACCAUGGUCAGAUUUCUUGAACGCCGUCGCUUGAAGAAAAUUCUUGCUGCGGUUGUUAUCCAGAAAUAUUGGAGACGACGACUAGCACUCAAGGAGCUUAACAGGUUAAAAGCUCACAGACUGAUGGAAGCUCAGGCUAUAAUCAUCCAGAGGUACUGGAAAGGCUAUUUAGCCAGGAAGAGUUAUAGAGCAGUGAGAUACUAUGUUGUUGUUCUUCAAGCAAGAGCGAGGACCAAAAUUGCUGUUAGUUCCUACAAUAGUGUCCGGUGUGCCGCAGUAACUAUCCAAACAUACUUGCGUUCGUGGCUUCUAAUGAAAACGGAUCGUCAGAAGUAUCUUCAGUUAAGAUCUGCUGCAUUGAUCAUCCAGACUGCUUUCAGGAGAUGGAGAAGGAAGAAGUUAAAAAGAGCAACGGAGGCCGCUGUGCUGCUUCAAAGAGUUUAUAGAAAGUGGCAGGCCCGCAAGCUGAGUGAAAGAAACGCCGCCGUUACUAUUCAAGCAAUGUAUCGCAUGCACAGAGAAAGGCAAAAGUACCUUGACGUUAAGUGUAAAAUAGUACAAAUCCAGUCUUGGUUCAGGUGUAAGCGAACGAUGCGCUCUUUUCUAACCACUCGGAAGCAGGUCCUAACUUUGCAGAGGUACUACAGAGCAUAUAAACAAGGAAGAACCGAACGAGAACGGUAUCUCCUUACACGCUCUGCCGCAAUCUCCAUUCAGAGGUGGUAUCGGAAUCAGAAGAGUAUCAGAAAUGAAACAGAGACAUCUUUGAAGACCGAAAGGGCCGUUAUUUUUCUACAAGCAGCCUACCGUGGCUGGAAAGUCCGAAAACAAAUGCAAAAGCACAGGGAUGCUGCAAUCUGUAUUCAGUCUGCAUUCAAGAGACUUGUCGCUCAGAGAAAGUUUACGGUACAAAAGAAAGCUGCCGUUACCUUACAGAGAUGCUACAGAGCCGUGCUUGCUGGCAGGCGGGAAAGACAAAAAUACCUCCGUCUCUGCAGAGUAGUAAGGAAUAUGCAAGCGCUGUGGAGAUGCAGGGCUCUGAUGAGGAGCCACAGACGGCACCAGGCGGCUGUCCUGAUACAGUCUUUUUACAGAAUGCGUGUGCAAUGCGCCAAGUAUAACGCCAUGAAGCAGGCUUGUACGAUAAUUCAGAGCCGUUACAGAGCAUACAAAGAGGGAACGUCUCAGCGUUCACGUUAUCUGUCAAUGAAAACCGCCUGCACCGUUCUGCAAGCUGCUUAUCGAGGAUGGAAAGUAAGGAAAGACGUUUCAAGUCUCCAUAGAGCUGCCUGUAUCAUUCAGGCCUCCUAUCGCACCUACAGGCUAUGGACUCGGUAUGUGGCAAUGAGGACUGCCGCGGUCACCAUACAGAGGCGCUACCGUACGGUUACCCUGGGGAGACUCCAAAACACGAAGUAUCUACUUUUAAAGAGAGCCACUAUUACGGUGCAGUCUUAUUACCGGGGUAUGAUAGUUAGGCGGAAAAUAGUAGAGAUGCGCAGAUCUGCAGUGACGAUCCAAUCCUUGUUCAGAAUGCACAGGAUGCGCGUGGAAUAUCAGGAAACGCGACUUGCCGCUAUCAGCAUUCAGCGGCGUUGUAGAGCUCUAUGGACCGGAAGAGAGGUAAGGAAAAAUUACCUCCGGCUGAGAAAAGCUGCUUGUGUUCUGCAAGCAGCAUGGAGAGGCAGGAAAGUCAGGGAACACGUUAAAGGCAUGCAUAAAGCUGCAGUCUUGAUACAGUCUUGGUAUCGAAUGCUCACCCAACGGCGUUACUAUAAAGCUCUAAAGAAGGCGACCGAAGCCAUGCAGCAGCUUCACCGUGCUUCUAAAGAAAGGACUUUCCAAGCAAACCAAUACAGGCGCAUCAGAGAUGCUGCGAUACGCAUUCAGGCCGCCUUCCGCGGGAUGAAAGCAAGACGAGACAUUCAAGGCAAGCAUGAGGCAGCUGCCUUAAUUCAAAGAGUAUAUAAGGGCUACUUGGAAAGACACAGAUACCUCGUUCUUAGGAGUUCAGUUAUAUUAAUUCAGCAAAGGUACAGGAGAAAGCUGUGUGCAAACCAACAAAGAUUAGACUAUAUAAGCCUUAAGAAAGCAGCUGUUGUUGUGCAAGCUGGGUAUCGUGGCUUGGUCGCCAGACGCGAGAUCAGACACAUGCAUGUUUCUGCUAUGGUUAUCCAAGCUGCCUUCCGUAAGCAUAUUGCUUACGUAUCUUAUCGCAAAAUGAAAUGUGCAUCAGUAACCAUACAGCGAUGGUACAGGACAACUAUGGAUCAAAGAAAGCGGCGUGACGCAGCAGUGAUUAUUCAAGCUGCGUACCGCGGAGCAAGAGACAGGCAGAGACUAAAUAGGAUGAACCAAGCUGCUUCCAAAAUACAGAACUACUUCAGAAUGUCCCGCUGCGUGAAAAGAUAUAAUAAACUGCGUCAGGCCGCCCUGGCGGUUCAACAGAGAUACCGCGCAAAUAAGCUGAGAGACUUCGAGGUCAUGCGCUACGUGUUUAUGAAGGACGCGGCUUUGUGCAUACAGGCUGCUUGUCGAGCUUGGAGAGUACGACGGGAGAUGAAGAGAAUAAACGAGGCAGCCGUUGUGAUCCAGAGACGUUUCCGAGCACUUGUAGAAAGCAAGCGGUAUCGGUCUGUAAAAGCAGCUGCCCUGGUUAUACAGAGAUGGUACAGAGCUACUGUCCUGAUGCGCGAACUCCGUAAAGAUUUCCACGCGUUGCGCAUGGCUGCCAUCUGUAUUCAAGCAACAUAUAGAGGUGUGAAAGUGAGGAACCAUCUUGCAUUGAAGCAUAAAAUGGCUAGGAAAAUCCAGAUUGCUUAUAGAAUUCACAGGGCUCGGGUGUCUUAUCAAGCCAUGCAGUCUGCCGCUGGAACAAUUCAGGCUUGGUACAGAUCCAUUAAAAUAAGUCGAAUCAUGCGCUCUGCAUACGUAGAACUCCGCCACUCAACGAUACUUAUCCAAGCAGCCUAUAGGGGAAGUCUGGUUCGAAAGAGCGUACGGUCUAUGCAUAUGGCUGCAACCACAAUCCAGUCUUACUAUAGAAUGCAUAGUCAGCGAAACAGAUACAAGCAUAUGGUACAGGCUGCAAGAACUAUACAGCAAAGGUUCAGAGAUACCAAAGCCAGAAACUUGGCUCUGCGGCGGUACCAAGAGACCAGAAGGGCCACCCUAUUGUUGCAGGCUGCUUUCCGAGGGAUGAAAGUGAGAAAGGAGAUCCAGAAGGCUCAGCAGUCAGCUGUAGUUAUACAAAGAUGCUUCAGGUCCUACAUUCAGAGACAGAAGUACUUGGCACUUCAGGUUUCUGCGGUUUGCAUUCAACGACGUUACAGAGCUUUGCUUCUCGGCAGAUCUACGCGCCGUGACUUCAUUGCUUGCCGUGAGGCCGCGGUUUGCAUCCAGGCAGCCUACAGAGGCUUUAAGGAAAGAAGGGAACUUGCACGGAUGCACAAAGCUGCCUGCAAGAUCCAGUCUGUGUUUAGGAUGCACAGAAUGUAUGCUAAAUAUCAAACAAUGAAACUGGCAGCUACUUUAAUACAGAGACGUUACAGGAGUCUUCUAAUCGCCCGCUGUCAACGAGCACAGUACCUGCGAAUUCGCAUGGCAGCAAUUGUCGUUCAGGCCGCUUACAGGGGAAUGCAAACACGGAGGAACUUGAGAGAGCUUCAUAAAGCGGCAGUCAAAAUUCAAGCCCGUUAUCGAAUGCAUUCUACCUUCCGGGCUAAGAAGGCUGCCCAAGAGGCUAAAAGAAACUCGGCGGCGCAGGUUCUCCAGGCAGCAUGGAAAAUGCACCGAACUAGGAGAGACUUUGUAAAGGUGAAAGCUGCAGCGCUCCUUAUCCAGGCAGCAUUUAGAGGACAAAAGAGUAGAAGACAACAUGGAGAGAUGCAAGCAGCUGCAUGCCUGAUCCAGCAUUGGUACAGAAGCCGUCGGGUGGCCCGUCUGCAGAGAGCUCGCUAUCUGUCCGUGAGGACCUCUGCUGUGAUAAUUCAGGCGGCUUUCAGGAGGAAACUUGCUCAUCGGCUGCAGCAGAAGGAGACGGCAGCGAGGAAGCUGCAGGCGUUUCUGCGCAUGACAGUGUGUAGGAAAAGGUUCCUGCGGCUCAAGUCUGCCGCCAUCCAGGUGCAGUCCUUCUACAGGAUGCAAAAGUCUAGGCGGGCAUACGUGGCGAAGAAGACGGCGGCCCUCGCUGUGCAGAGGAGGUACAGAGCCCACCUCGCCAUGAAACGUCAGAGAGAGACUUUCGUUAAGAUGCGAAGGAGCGUAGUCUGUAUCCAGUCGGCGGUUAGAGGCUUCCGCGAGAGGCAGAACCUUCAAAGACUGGACCACUGCGCAGUAAAAAUUCAGGCCCUUUGGCGUAGUUAUUCUCAAAGACAACUCUUCUUACGAUAUAAAUCCUCUGCCGUGAUUAUUCAGCAGCGAUAUCGUGCUUGGCGCCUUCAGAAAAUACAGAGGCAAUGUUACCUGAGGCUGAAAUUGGCGGUCACCAACCUACAGACUUUGUAUCGGGGAUAUCAAGCGAGAAGACUCAUACAAAGAGAGAGAGCGGCUCGUGUCAUCCAGGCUGCCUACCGAUGCUACACCAUCCGCCGAGAUUACAUCGUACUGACUAAAGCGGCAAAGACCAUCCAGAGAUGUGUCCGAGCCAAACGCGAGCGCUCUCGCUUUUUGAGAAUCCGAGAGGCCGCUGUUUGCAUUCAGAGGAGGUGGAGGGAGACCGUUGUGGCUAACAAUCUGCGGAAAGCGUUCCUCCAGAAGCAAGCUGCAGCUUUGAGGCUUCAGUCUGCGUUCAGAGGAUAUAUUGUCAGGAGGGAAAUGUUAAAGAAACAGAAGGCGGCGUGCUUUAUACAAGCGGCGUUUAGAGGUAUUAGGGAUCGCCGGAGUUAUCUCAGACUGAAAGCUGCAACGGUGAGAUUACAGACACGUUUCCGAGCCGUCCGUGAGGGAAGACGGGAGAGGGUCCGUUACGUGCAAACAAAGAAAGCCGUUACGAAGCUGCAGGCCUGUGCACGAGGCUGGCUGGUCAGGAGGGAGAUUCUUCGGCUCCGUAGAGAGACGGUUCGCUUGAGAUUCACCUCUGCCGUGUACCUCCAUCUUUGUGCUGUAAAGAUUCAGCGGCGGUUCAGGGUCCAUCUAGCUCUGAAGAAGGCACAAAAACAAAUUAACCACGUGAUCUGCAUUCAGAGAUGGUACCGUAGCAGACAAGAGCGCAAGCACUUCCUUGUCAUCCGUCAGAAGGUGAUCACGGUGCAACGCGCUGCACGCGCCUGGUUCAACCGCAGGAAUGAGGCGGCGUGCAAAAUCCAGAGAUGUGUGCGGGAUUACUUUCUCCGGAAGAAACGAAACCGAGUGAUAAACGGCAUUGUCAGAUUCCAGGCUCUGUGGAGGGGAUACACCUGGAGAAAGACCCACAACACGAAAGCAUUAAAUGCCCUGCGAAAUCGUCUGCAGAAAGUAAACCAGGAGAUUAAAGAGGAGGAUAAGUUGUACCACAGGACCUCCGUGGCAGUAGAGUAUCUUCUGACCUACAAGCACCUGUCUUUUAUCCUGGCAGCUCUGCAGCAUCUUGAAGUUGCAACAAGGCUGUCCUCUCUUUGCUGUGAGAACAUGGCGCGGAGCGGUGCCGUGAAGGCCAUCUUUAUUCUGAUCCGUAGCUGUAACCGCAGCAUUCCCUGCAUGGAGGUGAUAAGGCUGUCUGUCCAGGUGCUGCUCAAUCUCUCCAAGUAUGAGGGAACCGUGCAGGUUGUUUACGAGGUGGAGAAGUCUGUGGAUAUCCUGCUGGAUUUGAUGCAGAUGUAUAGAGAGAAAGCUGGUGACAAAGUAUCUGAAAAGGGAGGAAGCAUCUUUACCAAGACCUGCUGUCUUCUGGCUAUCUUUGCGCUAAACUCUCAGAGAGCUCAUGAAAUCCGUGCUGCCCCCAAAGCUGUAGACCGUAUCCGCAGCAUCUACAAGCUGACCUGCCGCAAACACAAGAUGGACAACGAGCGGAAUCUCACCAGGCAACGUCUUAGUAACUCGGUCCUCGGCAAUGUGUCCAUUCAAGCAACCCCAAUUCGUACGAGAGUUGUGUCACGGAUUAAACCCGAUUGGGUUCUGAGGAAAGAUAACAUGAGAGAGAUCGUAGAUCCCCUGAAAGCUAUCCGCAUGGUGUUGGACACAUUAGGAAUUGCCGUCUGAACUAGAAACUUAAUAUUUCCAUUUGGAAACGUCUAAACUUUAUUCUUAGCUAGCUUUUUAGUAACUGGAAUGUUUAAAGACUGCACAGUUGAUAAGUUGCUGCGGCUGUACUCAAUGUAUUAUAACUAAGGGAGGGGAAAAAAAAUUUGUAUAUGAUGUGAAUUUUGUUGCAGGCAGGAUUGACAUGUAGCCUUUAAGGCAAAGUUAUUUGUAAAUAGAGCGUAAACAGAUUUUUCUUUAGCCCUUUUUUUCUGAAAUUGUACAAUUAAAGUACAAAUCUAAAUUUUAAAA